Molecule: messenger RNA, 3423 nt
Organism: Sardina pilchardus (European sardine)
Lineage: Eukaryota; Metazoa; Chordata; Actinopteri; Clupeiformes; Clupeidae
Product: zinc finger protein with KRAB and SCAN domains 8-like
Exons: 4
Coding region: 12-1478 (488 amino acids)
Biological process (GO): regulation of transcription by RNA polymerase II
Molecular function (GO): RNA polymerase II cis-regulatory region sequence-specific DNA binding; DNA-binding transcription factor activity
Source: RefSeq, a predicted model, not a curated record
GUUGAUAACUAAUGUCCUCUCCAAUGUCUAACUUAGUAGACGUCCACGGUCAGAUAGCCUCUAUAAUGGAGGUCUUGGCCAACGCAGCAGUGUCAGAAAUCUGUAAAGUAGUGGAUGAUGGCUACGCAGUGUUGCGCCUUGAAAUUUCGAAGAGUCAAAACGAGAUCGACUCCCUGAAGAAAAAACUGCACAUGACGAGACUUCGUUGUCGGCGCGUAUGCUCGGAAAGGCACGGGACACAGGGAUAUGGUUUAGGAAGGUUGUCUUCACCUGCUGGUAUCCACAUGCGGGCCAAAACAUUCCACUCCAUUCAAAGAUUCCAGAAUAACAAUUCAACACCAGGAGUGGAACAUGGUUCUGUCUCACAAAAUCAGGAUACCAGUCAGAAGAGGCCCUUGCACAGAAAUCUAAAUACUCAUGGCCAGCAGCAGCCAACAGGUGCAAACAAAGAACAGGCAACAGUCAAGACUGAAGAUAACACUGCCGAUUAUACCACAUCUUGUCUAUCAAGAGAAAAUGUUAUGACCGAUGACUACAAUGAGGGCUGUGACAAUUCCUCCGAAGAAGUCAGGACGGCAGAGACAAGGCCCCUUCUGAAAUCAGACUCCGACAAGACCAGUCACCCUCAACCUCAGGCCCACACGUUAAAGCACAACAGAGAGGCAGAGAAACAAACAGAAGAUGAUCCCCAGUUCAGGACUUGGCAGGAAGCUGGUCAGUUAUUAGACGAUCCUUUAGCGUGGGCCCAGGAACAGAGAAAGUCAGGCGCUAACACUAACACAUCUAAUGCAGAUGUGGAUCAUGGGACUUUCUCCAGAAAUAAGGGCACUUCUGAGAGUGCCACAAACUGUCUGCUCUCGGCUGGUUCCAUUGACUGGGAGCCAGAUCUGGUGCUGGUUGAUUCAGUGCCCAUUAAAGUAGAGACAGACAUGACCUCAGACUGGAACAUAACUGAACAUGGGAAUAUAAUCAGUAACAGCACAAGUGCCUCCAAUGUAACAUGUCCUCCCUUGAAUCACAGAGGUGAAAUGCCCACCACAUCACCUUGUCACCUGACUCAAGCUCAACCGGCACACCAGGCUGAGAGGUCCCAGCAGCUUGGCCGGGCUUCAUUAGGCAACACAGGCAACCCACCUUUUCGUUGCAUGUCGUGUGGGAAAGUCUUUCUCCAGAUGGCGCACCUCAAGCGACACGAGCGUGUGCACACGGGCGAAAAGCCGUUUGGCUGCGUCCGCUGUGGAAAACGCUUCUCGCACCGCCACCAGCUCACAAACCAUGUGCGUGUGCACACAGGAGAGAAGCCCUUCCGCUGCAUCCACUGCGGCCGCCACUUCACACAGUCCAGCCACAUGAAGAGGCAUCUAAGCACCCACACGGGCCAGACGCGGUCCCACAGCUGCGCCGGCUGUGGCAGAUGGUACACUACACAGGGCAGCCUCAUCAGGCACCAGAGGUCCGGCUGCAGUUUCGGGAGCUAGCAGUGUUCCACCACCAGUUUGUUAAUUUCCGCUGCAACUCUAGCUCAGCUCUAUUCUCUAGCCGUAGGCUUGCGUUCAAGAGACAGUCCAUGAUUCUGGAGAAGGAUUGUUGAUAUUUGAGUCCAGCUGUCCAAAAAAUGUUUAGAGCUGUGUAUGAAUACCAGAGGCUUUUUAAAUGCACACACAGUGCCAUCAGCCAUCACCAAGCUUUUUGCUGGCUCGAAUUUUACAAUAUGCUUAAUUUUACAAUAUGUUUAUCCAGUUGGGCUUGUGGACUUAACCCCCCUUCCAAAAAAGUUGUGAUGCUGUGUAAAAUGUAAGUAAUAUUAGAAUGCUAUAAUUUUCAAAAUGUGUAGCCUAAAUCAUAUGUUUAAUUGAAAAUAGUGCAAAGACAACAUCAAUUCUAUUGAUUUUUUGGAACAUUUAUGGCCAUUCUCAAAUUGAUGCCAAUUUUUUUUUUUUUUUUUUAAUUAAGUUGGGACAGGGGCAUAUUUACCAUGUGUUGCAUCACUGCCUCUUUUAGCAUCAUUUUCUGAACGUGGGGAACCGAGGAGACUAGUUAUUUCAGUUUUGAGUGAGAUGUCAUUCCAGUCUUUCACAAUAUUUCAGAAGCUCAACAGUCUGAGGUCUUCUUAUUAGUGCUUUCCAUUCCAAUAUACACCAAGAGUGAAGGGACCGGACUGCAAACUAUGGAGCGAUAACUGUUGAAAUGUGUGCAAAAUGCAGUUUGGCAUGAAAUAUUCUUACCACAGGACCGUGUUCUAUAUUGGCUCAAUUGAUCUUCAUGGGUCUCGGCUCCAAAAAAAAGAUGGUGGAACUUCUGGAUCCUCUUUACAUACAGAGUUUUCAUCAGCAUGUGUUGAUAGAGCGUCAAACUGUGUUUGUAGACAAUGAUUACCAGAAGUCUUCCUGAGCCAAUGCAGUGAUUUGAAUUGCAGUUUUUGUUAAUACAGUGCCAUCUAUUCAUCAGUGAUGAAUACAUCCACAUCUUUACUUCUGAGAGACUCUACCACUCUGAUAUGCUUUUUUUUAUAACCAAUGAUGGUGCUAGUUAACCUAGCUGUGAAAUGUUCUUCCUUGUUUUUUCUAGCCUUACGCAACUUUUCCAGCCUUUUGUUCUAUUUUUUUAUAUAUAUAUAUUAUGUGUUGCUGACAUCAAAUUCAAAAUGAGCGUAUAUAUUUUUCAGACUUGUGAAAUUGGUCUAUAGGGCUCGGGAACAAGCCUUGCAUUCUAGGAAUAGCCGCCAUAUUGGUAGCGCACCGAGCGUAAUAUCCAUUCAUUCAGAUGCAGAAGACAAGAAGCAGAAAUGUAGUAUUAGCAAUUCUUUUCCUCUUGCGAUCAUGGGUGGUGCUGUUACACCCCACUACACAGCAACAUACGACCAAGAAGGCAAAAACUAAGUAACAGGAACACACUAAUAUAGGCGGGAGUAAAUCCAUAGUAAUCCAUAGUAAACUUAGGAGUGAAGCUGCCAAUAUGGCUGCGCCCGCGAAGUUUUCACGUCAUGAUCCCGAGCCCUAUUGCAACAUGCAACAUAGUCUAAACAUGGAUGCAAAUGAUUUGCAAGUUGACAUAUGCUGUUUUUAUUUACAUUUUACACAGCGUGCCAGCGUUUUUGGAAAUGGGGUUUCAAAUGUAUGAGGUUACGAAGUUGGAGAGUUUUUCUAUAAAGUGGCUGCAACAAUAUAGAACUUGUGUAGAGAUGUACUUGAAGUGUUUUUGCUGAUGAGAUUUUUGAAAUGUGGAGACCUUUUUUGAGAUCUAUGAGAGACCUUUUCCCUCAUGAUAGUAAGCCUUUUUUCAGUGUACAUUUUUUUAAAGGAGUGGGUGUUGCUUAGUUAAGCAAGACAUUUGUGUAAAUAGAAGUAGUGUUCUCUCUAUCCUUUUCUCCAUAGAUGUCACAAGUUGAUAAAGAUCAUUAAAAUGUUGCUAUCGUUGAAUUGA